CGAUGAGAUGAACAAACCCCAUCUGCAAGACUGCAACUCUAACAGCAUUCCUUCGAAUUCCCGCAAAUUUUUUAAACCUUCACACCAUGAAAAUCACCUUUCUUUUGCUUCAAAAUCUCAAUUCUAGAAAGACACCAACAUCCCACCCUCCAUACCAGCAACCCUUCCCUUUCACUAAUCCUGAAAUGGCGCACCAACCUCACACAUCAUACCCUAUUCCGCUCAUCCGAAUUCCAUAUAAAGAAAAGGAAGAACAAAUGAAGGAAGCAAGUCGAGUCAAUUUCGCAGCGUUUGCGAGAUAAAACCCAAUCCAAUUGGGGUUUAGAGGGAAGCGAAAUCAUGCACCCGGAGAUGCCGAUUUGCAACACCUGUGGCGAACAAGUUGGGUUUGUUUCUAAUGGGACUGGAGUGUUUGUCGGCUGCCAUGAGUGUAAUUUCCCGAUCUGUAAAGCUUGUUUGGAUUAUGAGAUCAAGGAAGGGCAUAAUGCUUGCAUACAAUGUGGUACCCCUUAUGAUGGAAGCUUAACAAAUGUUGCAGAAAAGGAGCCUGUCACCCACACUACCAUGGCUGGUCACCUUAAUCACAGUCAGGAUGCUGGACUUCAUGCAAGAAACAUAAGCACUGUAUCAACAGUGGAUAGUGAAAUGAUUGAUGAAGAUGGGAACCCAAUCUGGAAGAACAGGGUCGAAAGUUGGAAGGAUAAAAAGAACAAGAAAAAAAAGAGUGUCGCUAAAGUUGCUAAAGAAGUUCAAAUUCCUGUAGACCAACAAAUGGGUGAAAAGCAGGGGUCAACAGAGGCGAAUGCAAUGCAACCACUUUCACAAAUAGUUCCAAUUCCAAAGAGCCAAAUCACACCUUAUAGAUUCUUAUGGUUUAUGGCUAACUUCUGUUAUUUAAUUACUUUCACCGAUGAACUAUCCACAAGGUAUGAAAGAGAAGGUGAACCUUCACAACUUGCGGCUGUUGACUUCUUUGUGAGCACAGUUGACCCUUUGAAAGAGCCUCCUCUAAUCACAGCCAAUACUGUACUUUCAAUCCUAGCCAUUGAUUACCCCGUUGAUAAAGUCUCAUGUUAUGUCUCGGAUGAUGGUGCUGCAAUGCUUUCGUUUGAAUCCCUUGUUGAAACCGCGGAGUUUGCAAGGAAGUGGGUCCCGUUUUGUAAACGGUUUUCAAUUGAACCACGUGCACCCGAAUUUUACUUCUCACAAAAGAUCGAUUACUUGAAAGAUAAAGUCCAACCUUCGUUUGUGAAGGAACGUAGAGCAAUGAAACGGGAUUAUGAGGAGUAUAAAGUGAGGGUAAAUGCUUUAGUGGCUAAAGCUCAGAAAACUCCGGAAGAAGGAUGGACCAUGCAAGAUGGAACCCCGUGGCCGGGAAAUAACACACGUGACCACCCGGGCAUGAUUCAGGUUUUCCUAGGACACAGUGGGGCCCGCGACAUUGAAGGAAAUGAGCUUCCUCGGCUAGUUUAUGUAUCUAGAGAGAAGAGGCCCGGAUAUCAACACCACAAAAAGGCCGGUGCUGAAAAUGCUCUGGUUAGGGUUUCUGCGGUUCUCACGAAUGCACCCUAUAUUCUUAAUUUGGAUUGUGAUCAUUAUGUAAACAAUAGCAAGGCAGUUCGAGAGGCGAUGUGUUUCUUGAUGGACCCACUAGUUGGUCGUGAUGUUUGCUAUAUACAAUUCCCUCAAAGAUUUGAUGGUAUUGACCGAAGUGAUAGAUACGCCAAUCGAAACACGGUUUUCUUUGAUGUUAAUAUGAAAGGAUUAGAUGGCAUUCAAGGGCCGGUUUAUGUGGGAACGGGUUGUGUGUUCUAUAGGCAAGCUUUAUAUGGUUAUGGACCUCAAUCUCUACCCGCAUUAUCAAAGCCUUCUUCUUCAUCUUCGUGUUGUUGUUGUGGACCCAAGAAGCCUAAGAAAGAUCUAGAAGAGUUUCAACGUGAUUCUAGAAGAGACGAUUUAAAUGCCGCCAUUUUUAACCUUAAAGAGAUUGAAAGUUAUGAUGAUUAUGAGAGGUCAUUACUCAUCUCUCAAAUGAGCUUUGAGAAAACUUUUGGCAUGUCAUCUGUGUUUAUAGAAUCAACUUUAAUGGAAAAUGGAGGAUUAGCCGAAUCUGCAAACCCAGCCACCAUGAUCAACGAAGCAAUUCAUGUCAUUAGUUGUGGGUAUGAAGAGAAAACCGCAUGGGGCAAAGAGAUUGGAUGGAUAUAUGGAUCAGUUACAGAAGAUAUCUUGACAGGAUUCAAAAUGCAUUGUAGAGGAUGGAGAUCGAUAUAUUGCAUGCCAGUAAGACCUGCAUUCAAAGGAUCAGCUCCGAUCAAUUUGUCCGAUCGUUUGCACCAGGUUUUGCGAUGGGCUCUUGGAUCCGUCGAGAUCUUCUUAAGCAGACAUUGUCCGUUGUGGUACGGAUGGGGCGGCGGACGCCUGAAAUUGCUUCAAAGACUCGCGUAUAUAAACACCAUCGUCUACCCCUUCACCUCUCUCCCUCUCGUUGCAUACUGCACGUUGCCGGCGAUCUGUCUUCUCACCGGAAAAUUCAUCAUACCAACGCUUUCGAAUCUGGCAGCAGUUUGGUUUCUGGGCCUCUUCUUAUCGAUCAUUACAACCAGUGUGUUGGAAAUUCGAUGGAGCGGCGUUAGUAUCGAAGAGCUCUGGCGUAACGAGCAGUUUUGGGUGAUCGGUGGUGUCUCCGCCCAUCUGUUUGCCGUUUUCCAAGGAUUCCUGAAAAUGUUGGCGGGAGUCGAUACGAACUUCACCGUGACCAGCAAAUCCGCAGACGAUCUGGAGUUCGGCGAGCUUUAUAUGAUAAAAUGGACCACCGUUUUGAUCCCUCCGACGACGCUUCUGGUUGUGAAUUUGGUCGGAGUUGUGGCGGGAUUUUCUGAUGCGCUUAACAAAGGGUAUGAGGCGUGGGGCCCGCUUUUUGGGAAGGUGUUCUUUGCGUUUUGGGUGAUUCUUCAUUUGUAUCCGUUUUUGAAAGGGCUGAUGGGAAGGCAAAACAGGACUCCGACGAUUGUGAUUUUGUGGUCGGUGUUGUUGGCGUCGGUGUUCUCGCUUGUGUGGGUGAAGAUCGAUCCGUUUGUUAGUAAAGGAGAUUCGAGUCUUACUCAAGGAUGCAUUGCGAUUGAUUGUUGAUUGUUGGGUAUAAAUUGUAAUUUUGGAAAUUUAGAUCUUUUUGGUUCGAAUGAGUGUUGUUUAUGUUUGUUUGGAGAAAUGUAAUUGAUGGGAAAACUUUAAUGGAAUAUAAGAAUUUCAUUACAUGAUUAUACAUA
This is a messenger RNA of Lactuca virosa, 3269 nucleotides long. NCBI's taxonomy places the organism in Eukaryota, Viridiplantae, Streptophyta, Magnoliopsida, Asterales, Asteraceae. The record is from the annotation of a GenBank genome assembly.